CCGAACCACGAAACAGUCUUCCCUUCUUCUCCCUCCGUUGUAUUCUCUUCCCUUUGUUUCGUCUCCUCUCUUCUGCCUCUUCUCGUCGACUACCAGAUCGGAGGGGAGAGGGGAGAGGGGAGAGGGGAGAGAUGGCGAUCCUCUACGCUCUGGUGGCGCGAGGAUCGGUCGUGUUGGCGGAGUUCAGCGCUGCGGCGGUGAACGCCGGCGCGGUGGCGCGGCAGAUCCUCGAGCGGAUCCCCGAUUCCCAGGACACCCAUGCGUCCUACUCACAGGACCGGUACGUCUUCCACGUCAAGCGCACAGACGGCCUCACCGUUCUCUGCGUCGCCGAUGAUACCGCCGGCAGAAGAAUUCCUUUUGCUUUUCUCGAGGAUAUUCAUGGAAGAUUUGUGAAGGCAUAUGGUCGUGCUUGUCAUACAGCACCUGCUUAUGCAAUGAAUGAUGAGUUCUCUAGGAUCUUGAGUCAACAAAUUGAUUACUAUUCAAAUGAUCCUAACGCAGAUAGAAUGAAUCGCAUCAAGGGUGAAAUGAGUCAGGUUCGCAAUGUUAUGAUAGAGAAUAUUGACAAAGUGCUGGGAAGAGGAGAGCGACUGGAGUUGCUAGUUGACAAAACUGCAAACAUGCAGGGGAAUACAAUUCGUUUCAGGAAACAAGCACGUCGAUUCAGGAACACAGCAUGGUGGAGAAAUAUUAAGCUAACGAUCGCGCUUAUUCUACUUAUCGUGAUUAUUAUAUACGUGGUGCUUGCAUUUUUCUGCCAUGGACUUACUUUGCCAGCUUGUAUCAGAUUCUCGGUCCAUGCCCAUGAAGCUUGGGUUUAGAAGAAACUAUUCCAGGUACACAAACAAUUCAUUGUGCUGUGUUUCUUAGAUCGAAUAUCGUUUACUUUAUCCAGUUGAAGAGCGUGGACAUGUGUAUUGAGUUCACUUCACUAGAAUAUGAACAUUGGAACUGAAUACAUUCUAGUACAUGAAAGGCAGACUGAGGGGGAGUAGAUAAUGGUCAUUUUUCAAA
Molecule: messenger RNA, 1017 nt
Organism: Zingiber officinale
Lineage: Eukaryota; Viridiplantae; Streptophyta; Magnoliopsida; Zingiberales; Zingiberaceae
Product: vesicle-associated membrane protein 711-like
Exons: 5
Coding region: 132-824 (230 amino acids)
Biological process (GO): vesicle-mediated transport
Cellular component (GO): membrane
Source: RefSeq, a predicted model, not a curated record